AUUAAAGCAGCCUUCAUUCUAAUCUUUCAUCAGAUUGUAUAGAUUGAUUCAUAGCAACUUUUGACAGCAUUGGAUUUACAAAGCUUUUUCAGCAGAUUUUCUGAAGGACCAAAAUAAAAUGAUCAACUCCAUUCAGGAAAGUUUGUCAGCAGCAAGUAUGGAAUUCGAAGUUAGAGAACCACGUCCCUCUGAGCAGAUCCAGAGGAGAGUCAUCCCCUGGAAAGUGCAAACAGACGUGCAGCUGAACAAGGCCGAGAACGCCUGGAAGCCUUCAGGGAUGAGAGGUGUUCACAGCCACGCAGUCGCAGAGCCAGAGGAGAACGAUCCAGAGCAGGUCAACACUCAGGAGGUGUUCAAACUGUCCCGCAGCAUUCUCAACAAACUGACCCCUGAAAGCUUUGAACAGCUGGUGAAACAGGUGACUGAACUUGACAUCGACACAGAGGAGAGGCUGAAAGGAGUCAUAGAGCUCACCUUCGAAAAGGCCAUCUCCGAGCCAAGCUUUUCAGUGGUCUAUGCCAGAAUGUGCCACAGGCUCAUGAGGGUAAGUAUCCAAACCCCAGAUGGACUGGAAGUGAAGUUUAGCAAGAUUCUGCUCAGACGUUGUCAAAAGGAGUUUGAGAAGGACAAAGAUGACAAUGAAAUCCUCAAGAAGAAACAGGAGGCUGCUUCAAGGGAGCAGGAGAAGAAGCAGCUCAUUGCAGAGUUCGAGGAGGCUAAGUACAAGGCCAGGAGGCACUCCCUGGGUUACAUGAAGUUCAUUGGUGACCUGUUCAAACUUAAAAUGCUCACAGAUGCCAUCAUGUUCGACUGCAUUGUCAAGCUGCUCAACAACAAUGACGAGGAGUCCCUGGAGCGCCUGUGCAGACUGGUGUCCACCAUCGGCAAAGACCUAGACCUUGGGAAGAGCAAGACUCGUUUGAACGGGUAUUUCAGUCGGAUGAGGCAGAUCGUAAAGGAGAGGAAGACCAGCAGCAGAAUCCGCAUCAUGUUGCAGGAUGUGCUUUAUCUUCGACUGAAAAAGUGGGUGCCCCGGCAAGUGGAGCAGGGCCCCACAACCAUUGUCCUGAUCCACAAAGAGGCUGAGCUGGAGGAGCACAGGAAGCAGAGGAGGGAUGAAGAUAAACACCGGAAGCACAGGGACAGUCACUGGAAGACUGGGCCUGUCUCCAAGAACCAACCCAUCGACAUCUCUCACUUUAACAAAAUCAGAAAGAGUCCUUUACUUGACUUCAACAAUACGUUGAUUGAUCCAAGUCGUAAAGGAACACGGACAGACUGGGUAAAGGGUGGCCAAGGUUUCCCCAGUGCCAAACCUGAAGAUUCUCAACUGAGCACGCAACAACAUGGCCGACGGGACAAUCGACGGGACAACCGAUGGGACAACCGACGGGAUGGUUGGCGGUUCGACCGACAGGGUGGUCGGCGGUUCAACCAGCAGUUCGACCGACGGGACGACCGACAGUAUGAUCAGCACGACGGCAGCUUCACUCAUGAGAAGGAGUGAAGCCAACCCUCCACCCCCACCAAACCCACCUUGACGGAGGAACAGCUUGACAAGAAGUCCACGGCCAUCAUCGAGGAGUACCUGAACAUCAAUGACAUGAAGGAGGCGCUGCAGAGUGUGCAGGAGUUGAACAGCACUCAGCUGCUCUUCGUGUUUGUGAGAAACGGGCUGAAGUCGAUGCUGGACCGCAACGCCACCACCAGGGAGCGCAUGGGCCUGCUGCUGCACCAGCUCAUAAAGAGAGGCAUCCUCCCAAUUGAGCAGUACUUUAAAGGACUCACGUCAUCUCAGGUGAUUAAGGACCUGGCGAUAGACAAACCCCAAAUCUGGCUGUACCUGUCAGAGCUAGUCACUCCCAUGCUCCUUGAGGGAGGGAUCCCCAUGGGAGGGCUUUUCACGGAGAUUUCAAAGCCUCUGAUCCCUCUGGUAAAAGCUGGAGUCCUGCUGGUUCACAUCCUCAAUGCACUGUGCAAAGCAAUGGUGAGAACUUAUGUGUAUCUCCUCAUCAGAGCCAGGAUGUGGAGGGAGGCCGGCCUCCAGUGGAGAGACUUCCUGCCCGAGGAGGAAGACGUCCACAAGUUUGUGACAGAAAAGAACGUGGAGUUCACUCUGGCUGAGGAGUCGGAGGAGAGUCAGGAGAAGGAGCUGAACAAGCAGCUGGAACUGAUCCAGGACAAGGCCGACAACCACACCAUCUCUGACUGGAUUAAGAACAACCUUGAUAAGCAGCAGACCUCCUCCGACACGUUCAUCAGAACUCUGACCACCGUAAUCUGCCAGUCAACAAUCAUCUGUGAAAACUACUACAGCGUGGACUGUGAUCAGAUCAGGCAGCGAGCCACACUGCUGCAGAAAUACCUGCAGGAUGAGGAGAAGCAGCUGCAGGCUCUCUGCGCCCUGGAGGCCCUGAUGGUGCAGAUGGAUCAACCUGCCCAGCUGCUGCGGAUGAUGUUCGACUGUCUUUACGACGAGGACGUGAUCGAACUCACGCCGUUCUACAAGUGGGAGUUAAAUGAAGACCCCACCGAGCAGCAGGGCAAAGACGUGACCCUCAAGUCUGUCACUGACUUCUUCACGUGGCUCCGUGAGGUGAGGUCCAAACAGCUGUAAGGCUGCCAGUCGCUGAAAGUGUUUGACAUCAAAUGCUCCUUUCCCUCUGUUCUGCCUCAGAGCAAAAACUGUACUGUGAACUGCGAGCUGUGGUUUUACUAUCCGUGAUAAACUGUGUAUUGUUAUAUGAUGUGUUUUCAUGAUG
Messenger RNA from Hippoglossus stenolepis (Pacific halibut), 2762 nucleotides. Its product is annotated as eukaryotic translation initiation factor 4 gamma 1. NCBI's taxonomy places the organism in Eukaryota, Metazoa, Chordata, Actinopteri, Pleuronectiformes, Pleuronectidae. Gene Ontology annotation, cellular component: eukaryotic translation initiation factor 4F complex. Gene Ontology annotation, molecular function: translation initiation factor activity; mRNA binding; protein binding. The record is from RefSeq and is a predicted model, not a curated record.